AUGGUGACAUAUAAAAUCACUGUAAAUAGGGCACAUGGUGAUAGGAGAAUGACAGUUGAUGAUGAUAAAUGUUUAGUGAAUGUGUUUAAUAUGUAUAAGAGCAAUAGAGAGAUACAUAUUUUUGUUGAUGUUGCGAAUGAAAACAGGGAAGUUGAUAAUAUGGUUGCAAGUAAAAAUGAAAACAGGGAGACUGAUAAUGUGGAAACACGAGGUAUAAAUGCAGAAUCUGAUGUUGGAAAUGUGGAAACAGAUGUUGUAAAUGUUCAGUUUGAGGUUGGAAAUGGGGAAACUGAUAUGGGAGAUAAUGAUAAGGAGAACGAUGAAUAUGAUUUUAGUUAUGAGGAUAAGAAUUGGAGAGGCGAUGAUGAUGUUCCUUAUUCUAGGAAUGAUUGCCAAUAUGUUGGGCCAAUUAGCACAUGUAAAGAGUGGGAUGCAAGUAGUGAUGGCUUCUCAGAUUAUCAAUCUGGGAAUGAAGGUGGUAGGAGUAGUAGUGAUUCUGAUAAUGUAGAGAUUAUGAAUGGUGAUAGCAAGCGAAAGAGAAAAUCCAAAGUGUAUGAUACAUUUGAAUAUGAAACUGAGUUUCUUGUUGAGAAUGGUGGAAACUCUGAUUGGAAUUUAUGUAAGGGGAUGUUCUUUGAGAAUGUUGAUCUUUUUAGGGAUGCUUUAAGAGACUAUAUCAUUAAAAAAGGGAUCAAAGUGAUUAGGAAGAAGAAUGAGAGGGCUAGAGUCACAGUGCAUUGUGUUGUUGCAAGGUGCAAAUGGAGGAUCUAUGCAUCACUUCUCUGGAUCAGGCUACUUUUAAGGUGA
This is a messenger RNA of Ilex paraguariensis (yerba mate), 807 nucleotides long. NCBI's taxonomy places the organism in Eukaryota, Viridiplantae, Streptophyta, Magnoliopsida, Aquifoliales, Aquifoliaceae. The record is from the annotation of a GenBank genome assembly.